CUCAUCUUCGCGGAGUCGCGAAGCAAGCUAUCGAUGCGGAAAAAUUGCACCCUUCCUUCUUCGUCUCCUUCUCCUUGGUUGCUGCGUGGUAUAAUCUUCUACCUAUUUUUAAAAACGACUCUUCAGAUAAGUGUCUGUCCUAAAAGUUUGCGUGCUUGGGGUUUUAUAAUGAGAUGAGUGAUUGUUGCUGCAUUAAUAUCAAGAUGAUCACUCAUACUCAGCUUCGUUUUUAGUACUUAUGCUAGAUGAAGCUAUAUCUUCAAAAUUUAUCAACUACUAACCUUUCUCGUCAGGUUUUGUUUCUUUUCGGCGCAGCGUGGUGUCUCUUGCUCACGGUGCCUCCUUCCGAUGGCUAAAUCUUUACGGGUAUCUACUGGCUGUCUAGUGGUUUUUGGUGUGGAAGCAAUGGAAGCACAGAGUCGGCUGCUGUGUUUUUGGACAGUGAAUUUAUGA
Messenger RNA from Amoebophrya sp. A25, 453 nucleotides. NCBI's taxonomy places the organism in Eukaryota, Dinophyceae, Syndiniales, Amoebophryaceae. The record is from the annotation of a GenBank genome assembly.